GUUUCGACUAACGAAAUCUUGCAGUUGACAGAGUAUAGAAGAGUUUAAAGUAGCAAGAUGGCAAUUGUUUGGGCCGGGUGCGGGAGGGCGGACGCUGCACUGGCCGUUGACGGAUGUCGUGUGCAAAGCAGCUUCGUGAGGCGCGUCGAGGAGACGCGGAGGGCAAACCCAUUUAACGCGCUCUGCUCGACGUUCAAGCUUGGCGUGUCAGUGGCAGGCAGCUGGAACUGGCACAGCCCACCGGUCAGCCGUGUGGGGUCGGGGCCGGGGCAUUUGCCUUGCCCAUUCGCUGGGGCAGCCACGCGGAGGCAGCAGUGACGGCCAGCAGAAGCAAGUCUCAGGCGACGAUACUCGUAAUCACUCGUUCGGUUGCAUGUGGCUGCGGCGAUGGUCGCGGAACUUACAAAGCGCGCAAGCCUAUGUUCUGGGGUCGCAUCGCUUGCACUGACAUGUUGUUGGAGCACUUUCAUAAGCCUAUAACACAAAUCUUAGUCAUCCAUCGUGGCGGGACAACCCCCCUGUCGCCGUUGACGCUACGUAACUGGGCCGAAGUGGACAGCUUGUAGCUCGAUCGCGACAUCCUGCUGCUUGACAUCCGUCACUUCCACACCUCUCCCCGACGGAUGCCUGCGUCGCGCAAUGCUCCGAGCUCCAUCAUCACUUCCAGGCAAGCAGUGAUUGCCCAGAAUGAAGAGCUCGGCCGUGUGCUUGCUUGUCCUUUCGCAGGCGGCCGCCGUGCUGGGCACCAACGCAAAAUACUACCAUGAUGCCCAGGAGGAGAAGCUCGCCCGUCGCGACCCGCGAAAUCAUGGGUUGGGCCCCAAAACGGAUGUAGUUCAAGAGCCUGCUCAGCCGGCCGCUCGCCAGCCAGGUGCCGAUAUAGUUGAAUCCGCGCUCUCAGAGCUCCAAAAGAUCCCGCGCUCGUCUCGACGACGAAAGCAUCAGUCAUCCGGCAUCAUUGGUGCGACGCUUCGAUACCUGGGCAAAGUGAUACCAACGGGGCCUGCGUCGGCUCCGUCCACCCACAAGCCCUCGAAACCCGUUUCUGGCCCUCUCUUGAACGCAGUCGAGCUGCUCGGGGAAGCCGCUCAUCAAAACAACUCCGACGCCCUCUUCCUCCUCGCCGAGCUGAACUUCUUUGGCAACUACAGCCAUCCGCGCAACCUCCAUGCCUCCUACAACCACUACAAGCAACUCGCCACCGCCCACGGCAACACGACGGCGCAGUACAUGCUGGGGCUGUAUCACUCUACUGGAAUUGGCAAUGUCGUUCCUCGGGACCAGGCAAAAGCUCUCCUGUACUACACUUUUGCGGCCGUCAGGGGCGAUACUCGAGCCGAAAUGGCAACGGCAUUUCGCCACCACAGCGGAAUAGGCGCGACAAAGAGCUGCGAGUCGGCUGUCAGGUAUUACAAGAGGGUUGCCGACAAGGCUAUCAAUUGGUAUCGUGCCGGUCCCCCAGGUGGCAUGUCGUGGGUGUUCCAGGGGUGGCGCAUUUCGGACGAUGACGGUGGCAUAUAUGGCGAGGGCGCGAGCGUGUCCAGCUCGGGCAUCAACUCUCGAAAGGUGAACGCGUAUUCGGACUCGACGCGCGCCGCUAUUGGCGACGUCAUCGAGUAUCUCGACCUCGUGUCUCAAAAAGGCGACUCGAAAGCCUCCUUCAACCUCGGACGGAUCUACUAUGAGGGACAGCGUGGCCUCGACAGAGACUACGAGCUUGCCAGGAAAUACUUUUACCUGGCAGCAUCCAGGUAUUGGAAGAAGGACAACCGCGUCGUCGAAUCCUAUACCAAGGACAUGGAGCGGACGGCAGCUCAGGCCGCUGGUUACAUCGGCCGCAUCUACCUGAGAGGAGACGGCGUGGUGCAAAACUUUGAGCGAGCCAAAAUAUGGUUUGACCGCGGCAUAUCGCUCCGGGACGCGCAGUCGCAGUACGGGCGGGGUCUCAUGCUGCUCAACGGUUACGGUGGCAAGGAAAACGUCAAGCUGGCCAUGGAAUUGCUCACAGCCGCCGCCAACCAGGACUAUGCCCCAGCGCAAGUUCAGAUGGGCAGACUUUACCUCGAUCAGGGCGAACCCGAGGACCUCAGGAUUGCCAACAACCACUUUGAGUUGGCUGCGAGGCACGGCAACAUCGAGGCCCACUAUUAUCUUGGAGAGAUGGUGUAUCACGGCGUCGGCCGAGAAAGACUUUGCGGAAUGGCCAUGUCGUAUUACAAGACUGUGGCAGAAAAGGCGGAGCCGCUCGUAUCCUCAUGGGGCGACGCAAAUGACGCGUACGAGGCCGGAGAUCACGAACUGGCAUUCUUGGAGUAUCUGAUGGCCGCCGAACAGGGCUACGAGAGGGCGCAGACGAACGUGGCCUACCUGCUCGACACAGGACGAUCCAAGAUACCGUUUUCACAGUGGCUGCGGAAGCACAGGAACGAGGCUGAGCUCCUGGAGAACCCCGGCCUGGCUCUCAUCUAUUGGACGCGAUCGUCAAGGCAGUCCAAUAUUGACUCGAUGGUGAAGAUGGGAGACUACUACUUCUACGGCAUUGGAACCAACCAGGAUGUCGGCAAGGCGGUCCAAUGCUACACUGGGGCAUCAGACUACUCCCAGAGCGCGCAGGCCUUAUUCAACCUGGGAUGGAUGCACGAGAACGGCAUCGGGCUGACGCAAGACUUCCACCUGGCUAAGCGCUACUAUGACCACGCGUUGGAGGUCAACGAGGAGGCCUACCUUCCGGUCACGCUGAGCUUGCUCAAGCUCAGGAUUCGCAGUGCUUGGAACACGCUCACCCACGGCUCUGUGCACUCGAUACAAGACGAGCCAAAGAAGGGCAAGGACUGGUCGCUGUCGGAGUGGAUUGCCAACUUUCUUGAAGACGAUAACAUCUACUACGAAGACGAAGUGUACAAUGACAACAUGUAUGAAGGCACAAUUGGUGCCGGAGAAGAAGACUUUGAUGACGGAGGCGUGGUUGAGAGCGUGGUGAUUAUCGGCAUCACGAUGGCUCUUGUCUUCCUGCUGUGGUGGCGGCAGCGGAUACAGCAAGCGCACGCGCAGGCCGAGGAGGAGCGAAGGCGGAACCAGGGCGCAGGGGGGCACCCGCCGCCAGGGAAUCCUGUUGACGGAGGUGAUGCGUUCCGCGGGUGGGCUGCGGGAGGGGUGGGUUUGUGAUGCAGGCAGGGCAGUGCUGCAUCAACUGUAUCCAUGUACCUAUCUAUGGUUAGGCGUUUACGGCAAGCAUGAGAGCGAUGUUUGUUUGCGAGCGAACGGGCACGGCACUCGUU
This is a messenger RNA of Purpureocillium takamizusanense, 3278 nucleotides long. It is a transcript of the gene HRD3, whose product is annotated as ERAD-associated protein. The record is from RefSeq and is a predicted model, not a curated record. The transcript has 5 exons. Gene Ontology annotation, molecular function: protein binding. NCBI's taxonomy places the organism in Eukaryota, Fungi, Ascomycota, Sordariomycetes, Hypocreales, Ophiocordycipitaceae. Gene Ontology annotation, cellular component: endoplasmic reticulum membrane. The coding region runs from base 688 to 3165 and encodes 825 amino acids. Gene Ontology annotation, biological process: ERAD pathway.